AUGAGCCCACUGGACAGGUUUGUGGUAAUUCAAUCAGUAACAAUAUGUUUGAGUGUAUUUUCACAUAGUAGCGUGCUAGCAUCUGCAUCCUUAGACUGUCUGGUGGCAGAGCAGGGCUGUGUCCAGGAGCAGUCUUGCAUGGUGCUCUACAGGCUGUUGGAGUACUGUGCAGCUGAAGAGGCAGUGUCACCGCUUGGCCCUGAAGCCCGUUGGGAGUGCUUGGAGGCCCAGAAUUCCCUUCAACACUACCGCCCCCUUCAGGUUUGCAAGUGCCAGCGUGGUUCUCGUAGAGAGGAGCAUUGCCUCAGGGUGUACUGGACAGUCAGAUUUGCUGCGUACGAGGAGUAUGAAGUGUCUCCAUAUGAAGAACUGGAAUUAAAUUUAGUGAGAAACAUUGAGAUGUCACACAUGGCCUCCAUCAUGGCAGCUUCCUCUCAUUCUGUGGAUGGUCAAAACCAAUGUCUAAAGGCAGCACAGGACUGUGGACUGUAUGAGAAGUGUGGCUCUCUGCGAUCAGAGUAUGUUGUGGCCUGCACCAAGCGAGCAACCGGCUCUGACAGCAGCUGCAACCGUCAGAAAUGCCACAGAGCUUUGCGACGUUUCCUGGAGCGUGUGCCCGAGGAGUACAGCUUUGCUCUUCUCUUCUGUCCCUGUACCGAUACUCUGUGUGGGGAGCGUCGGCGGAAGACCAUCGUUCCUUCGUGCUCAUUUGAGGAAAACACUAGAGGAGAUGAACGAGUGGGCAAACCCAAUUGCCUCAGCUUGCAGAUCUAUUGCUCCAGGGAUGAGCUGUGCAGAUCUCGGUUUGCUGAUUUCCAGCACAACUGCCAACCCUCCCCUGUAUCCUCCUCUGGCUGCAUGCGGGAGAGCAAAGCUAUGUGUCUCAAGGCCUACACUGGACUCAUAGGCACCAUAAUGACUCCCAACUAUGUCAGCAACAGCAGCAUGGAGGUUUCUCAGUGGUGCACUUGUGAAGGCAGUGGGAACGAGUGGCAGGGCUGUCAGCGCAUCCUGCACAUGUUCAGCACCAAUAUCUGUUUGCGCAAUGCCAUCAGCUCCAUGGGAAGCUCUACACCUCCACCUGUGGAAAGCACACCUAUGGCAGCCUCUCAGCCUUCCCCACGGGUCUACCAGGAGAAGGUUCACUUCAGCGUUGACACGCUCCAAGACUUUACCAGUAUGGAAGAGAGUAAAGAAGAGGAGAAGGAGGAAAAAGAAAGUCACGAGUUCAAUGUUAUUCCGCCAUAUUCUGAAAAGGACUCAAAUGUGGAAUCAGGACCUCGAGGGAGCCAGCAGGGAGCUGCAAGCCAAGCAGUGCCUGCGUCACCACUCCUGCUAUUGCCAACUAUAUCCCUGGCCUGGGAGCGUUGGGGCUGAGACCUUCAUCCCAUUGUACACACUCAUUUUACACUCAGCUAUCACAUCCA
This is a messenger RNA of Lampris incognitus (smalleye Pacific opah), 1427 nucleotides long. RefSeq names its product GDNF family receptor alpha-4-like. Gene Ontology annotation, cellular component: signaling receptor complex; external side of plasma membrane. Lineage: Eukaryota; Metazoa; Chordata; Actinopteri; Lampriformes; Lampridae. The transcript is spliced from 8 exons. Gene Ontology annotation, molecular function: signaling receptor activity. The record is from RefSeq and is a predicted model, not a curated record. The coding region runs from base 1 to 1377 and encodes 458 amino acids. Gene Ontology annotation, biological process: nervous system development.